This is a messenger RNA of Epithele typhae, 1086 nucleotides long. RefSeq lists its product as uncharacterized. The transcript has 4 exons. The record is from RefSeq and is a predicted model, not a curated record. Lineage: Eukaryota; Fungi; Basidiomycota; Agaricomycetes; Polyporales; Epitheliaceae. Bases 1 to 1086 code for a protein of 361 amino acids.
AUGGAGACCAUUCUCGCCGACAUCCAUCAGACCUUUUUCUGCGCCGACACGGUGGCUGAAGUUGAGGCCUUCGUGAGCCUUCACUCGGAGGCCUUCGUGAGCCUCAACUUCUCAGCUACCGAGGGCGUUCCCCUGGACCGCUUUCGCCAGGCAUACAUCAACCUCAAGACCGAGGUCGGCGUGUCCUCGGAUUUGUUGCGCCGUCUACUGGGUCUCCUUCACAACAUCGAACGCCUCCAACUCUUCCUCCCUAAAGAUGCCACCUCCGACGUCUUUAUCAACAUCGACUUCCCCAACCUCGUAAAGUUCUCCACCAACGCCCCUCACGCCGUCAUAGAGAAUUUCUUGUCCGCUCAUCCUCAGAUUCGCUGGUUGAGCCUGGACCGUCCCGUCAUUCCGAAUUCCCUUCAACCAAUUGCGCCAUUUAUGACCAUGGAUCGCCUCCUCUGCCCCGUCGCUCUUCUCCGCGACGUUCACUUCCCCCUCUCUAGGCUUCAAGCCCUGUACCUCGACAUCAACAGCGGCCAAGCGACUAUCUCCGAAGAUCUGCAGAAGAUGGCGUCUCAUUGCGGGCAGAAGGCCAUUUUCGCAGAGCUCACCCACCUCUGCAUCCAGAUUGCACCGAGCGACGUGAGUGUAAUGCGCGAGAUCUCUCGUCUGUUCCCCGCUCUCCGGAACCUCACUCUCAUGGAGAUUUGUCUUGUAAAUGCCAGACAGAGCGUUGAUGGCCCCAGGGCCUGGGACGCCUUCAAUGACGAGUGGUAUCACAUCCUCCUCACCCUUCCCUCCCUCCAAACCUUCACCCUCGCCACCGUCUCACUCCUGCUGGAGCCUCACCCCCUCGGAGAUCGCCUCGCUGAAGAGUUCCUUGUGCAUCACUGGGCGGGAGGGGCUAUGCAAGUUCCUCACCCCGCUCUUCGCUGUAUCGUCGCCGCAUACCCAUCGUGGGCAGGCUCUCCACCGGAGAUAGCGUCGUUCUGGAAAUCGGAGGAUGGGAGUUUGGGGGGUUGGAAGCGAGUGAACGUUGUCCGUGGCGGUGAGAUGGUGAAUAGGUCCAUCAUGGCGGGCUAUUGGGAGAUGCCUUGA